Messenger RNA from Gadus morhua (Atlantic cod), 3052 nucleotides. RefSeq names its product mitogen-activated protein kinase kinase kinase 20. The coding region runs from base 285 to 2369 and encodes 694 amino acids. NCBI's taxonomy places the organism in Eukaryota, Metazoa, Chordata, Actinopteri, Gadiformes, Gadidae. Gene Ontology annotation, molecular function: ATP binding; MAP kinase kinase kinase activity. The transcript is spliced from 11 exons. Gene Ontology annotation, biological process: protein phosphorylation. Gene Ontology annotation, cellular component: cytoplasm. The record is from RefSeq and is a predicted model, not a curated record.
CUCUCUCUAGUACUUUCUCUGGUACUUCUCGGUACCACUUGUGCAAUCAGUUGUGCUGACUCACAACAUCCUCUGCUACCCUGUGGAAGGAAGUUAUCUUCCUCUACUCCUCGUCCUCCCUAACUUCACCCAGGAGCCCUCACCGUAUCUGAGCCUACUUUUUAUCUUCUAUUUUUCCUGGGGGUUUUCCAUUUUUUUCCUUCUUUGGCACGGCGGUCAUCCGGCAUUGUGUGUGUGCGCGCGUGCGUGUGUGAGCGUGCGUGUGCGAGGGCCAGUAUGCCAUCAUGUCGUCCCUGGGCUCGUCGUUUGUGCAGAUAAAGCAUGAGGACCUAAGCUUCCACGAGAACUGCGGCGGGGGCAGCUUCGGCAGCGUAUACCGGGCCCACUGGCUCUCUCAGGACAAGGAGGUGGCCGUCAAGAAGCUGCUGAAGAUCGAGAAAGAGGCCGAGAUCCUGAGUGUUCUGAGUCACAAGAACAUCAUUCAGUUUUAUGGAGCCGUGCUGGAAUCUCCAAACUAUGGCAUCGUCACAGAAUAUGCCAGUGGAGGGUCCCUGUAUGAGUACCUGUCCAGCGAGCAGAGCGAGGAGAUGGACAUGAAGCAGAUCAUGACCUGGGCCAUACAGAUGGCUAAAGGCAUGCACUAUCUCCACGCUGAAGCGCCCGUGAAAGUUAUUCACAGAGACCUCAAGUCACGCAAUGUGGUCAUGACAGCAGAUAGGGUAUUAAAGAUCUGUGACUUCGGGGCGUCUAAGUUCCUGUCCCACACCACCCACAUGACGGUGGUGGGGACAUUCCCCUGGAUGGCCCCCGAGGUCAUCCAGAGCCUCCCCGUCUCCGAGACCUGCGACACCUACUCCUACGGGGUGGUGCUCUGGGAGAUGCUGACUCGUGAAGUCCCCUUCAAAGGCUUCGAAGGCCUGCAAGUCGCAUGGCUGGUAGUGGAGAAACAAGAGCGUCUGACCAUCCCGACCAGCUGCCCAGCGAGCUUUGCCGAGCUGAUGAGAAAGUGUUGGCAGGCAGAUCCAAAGGAGCGACCCCUGUUCAAACAGGUGUUGAUGAUGCUAGAGACCAUGGCUAACGACAGCCGGCUACCAGAGCAGUGUAACUCCUUUCUACAUAACAAGGAUCAGUGGAGGUGUGAGAUCGAGUCCACUCUGGAGCGUCUGCGUAAGCUGGAGCGGGAGCUGUUCUCCAAGGAGAAGGAGCUGGAGGAGCGGGAGAGGAGGCUGAGGCUGUGGGAGGAGCGGCUGAUGGAGAGGUCCAACAUGUCGCCCAGCCCCAACUCCCUGCUGCUGGAGCGCAACACCAUCACCCCGUUCUUCACGCCGAUGUCCAUCGGCUCUUCCGGCUCGUUCUUCCGCUCCCACUCCCAGGAGUCCAACAGCGCAGGUCUGACCAGUGCUGGUUUAAGUAGCGCUGGUCUGAGCAGUGCUGGUCUGAGCAGCACCGGACUGGGCAGUACUGGUCUGAGCAGCUGCAUCCUGCGUACCCUUAGCAACGGGGACACGGAGCGGGGGAGCGCUGGGGGCAGCAGCGGGGGGCUGGGCUCCCUGGACGGGGGCCGGCUGCAGGCCAUGCUCAGGGGCUUCCAGGGGGGCUUCGGACAGGACGAAGACGACGAUGGGGAGGAGGACGAGGAGGAGGACGAGGAGGAGGACGAGCGUGGCCCGCUGGAGGAGAUCAGCAGGGGGGGUCAACAGGGCGGGGGCCCCGGGGAGCCGGGGGGGGCCAGGGUGCAGGUGACGGUGCGCAGCUUCCCGGGCGGGACGGUGGAGAGGGAGGAGAGGAGCUGGGGGGACGCGGACCGGGGCGGGGUGCAGAGGAACAGGGUGACCACCAUCGUCAGGGGGUACUCGGGGGGCUCCCAGCACGGGGACGGCGACGGCGAGCCGGAGGGCCGCUGGGAGCUGGAGCGGCGGGGGUCCAGGUCGGAGGAGCGGGGGGGCAUGGGGGAGGCGGGGUCCGAGGGGAGGAUCCAGACCAUGUUCAAGGGGAUGGGCGCCAACCUGGGGGGCUUUGGGGAGAUGCUGUCGCUGGACCUGGACGACAUGGGCGGCGAGAUGGGCGACAUGGACAUGGGCGACAUGGGCGUGAUUAAGGUGGUGGGUCACGGGCUGAGGAGCCAGAGGAGGAGCGACAGGGGGCUCGUGGUGCAGGGCGUCAGGGGGGACCGCAGCCAGGCCGUCAGCCAGAAGACCAGGGGGGAGGUGGGGGUCACGCGGGGCCACUCCGGGGUGCAGGUGAGCAUGCGCUCCUCGUCCAAUCAGAACUCUUCGAGUAGCUGCAGGGUGCGGCACGGAACCAAGAUCAACAUGGCCACCACCGCCAUGGACAUGAUGGAGCUGGGAUGGUCUGAUGACAGUGACUAGCAAACAUGUGCCUUUUGUUUUGUACUGACUUACAUACACACAGACAGGCACACACACACACACACACACACACACACACACACACACACACACACACACACACACACACACACACACACACACACACACACACACACACACGGUCUGGCAAAAACAUACAUACACAUACGCAAGUCAAAGCCAAAGUUGACUUUUUGUGCACAUACCUGAGCUCCAGCCUGUGGAGAUACCAGCUGCAACAGGGCUGGGUAGACACUCUAGUUUUUGUUUGCUUAACCAUUCAUUUUUAUUAUUAUUACGACAAUGUUUUGCUAGAAUGAUAUACUGUGUACUGUGAAGUAGGAAGGAUGUAAAGGACUCUUGUUUGUGUCGUUUGUGUCAUUUCUUCAGAGUGACUUCACCUGUGUAUGUUAUUGUGCUAUUUAAAACUGCUGAAUAACAGGUACAGGUGUAUCAGAGUACAGCACUUGAACGCCGCUCUUGUGAGGCAGCACCUUGUUACAUUUGACUUCCCGCCUACAGACAUCCUAUCUUGUCGUUUGUAGAUUUGAUUUGUUCAAAACUUUGACUGUUGAGCUUUGACUUUUAUCAAAUUCUAACUGUGACCCUAGUGUGUGGACUUUUUUUUUGGCAUUUACUUCUGUAUAUUUUACCUUUUUUCAAUAAAAUAAGAAUAAAACCGA